UACUCUACAGUCCCCGGCUCCGAAUCAUCCCGCCUGGCUAUAAAAAGGAUACAUUCCCUCCAGUACUCCAACAAGAAAACAAUAAAGAGCAAUUCAAUAUGUCAAGACCUACCCAGCAACAAAACCCGGCCGCAACGCCUCCCGCCCCUUUCGUCUUUGACACAGUGCCAGAGGCUAUCGACGCUAUCAACCGGGGAGAGUUUGUCGUCGUCAUGGACGAUGAGAACCGGGAGAACGAGGGAGAUUUGGUGUGUGCGGCGUCAAAAGUUACGACGGAGGGUAUGGCUUGGAUGAUCAAGUGGACUAGCGGUUUCAUCUGUUGCUCUCUCCCUCCUUCCCGUCUCGCCGCUCUCCAGCUCCCGCCCCUCCUGCCUCCCUCUGGUGUGUCGCAAGAUCCCAAGGGUACGGCCUAUCACCUCACCGUCGACUCGGCGCCGGGCAAGAAUCCCGUUACGACCGGUAUCUCUGCCCACGACCGAGCGUACACUGCGAGGAUUUUGGCGAAUGAGGAGAGCGUAGAGGGGGACUUGACGAGACCUGGACAUAUGGUCACGCUGAGGUAUACUGUUGGCGGGGUGCGAGCUAGGAGGGGACAUACGGAGUGCGCUGUCGACCUGUGUUACCUGGCUGGCCUCCCACCAGCAGGUCUCUUGUGUGAGCUUGUCCACCCGACGGACGAAGCCGGCGAGAUGGCCCGACGAGAUGACUGCUGGCGGUUCGCCAAGGAGUGGGGACUCAAGAUCAUCAGUGUGGAGGGCUUGGCAGAGUAUGUGGAGAGGGAGGGCAAGGAUUUGGUGCCAGAGGCGCUUGCUAGGGCUUGAUCUUGGAGAGGAUCGGGUUUGGUAGAGCGCGACGGGAAUGUGUAUUCUACAAAAUGAUAGAUUUUUUUGGUGAUCCAGAGCAUUUCUUUUGCAUGCAGUAAUCAACUGUCUU
This is a messenger RNA of Cryptococcus amylolentus CBS 6039, 933 nucleotides long. RefSeq names its product 3,4-dihydroxy-2-butanone-4-phosphate synthase. Gene Ontology annotation, biological process: riboflavin biosynthetic process; aerobic respiration. The coding region runs from base 99 to 821 and encodes 240 amino acids. Gene Ontology annotation, cellular component: mitochondrial intermembrane space; cytosol. NCBI's taxonomy places the organism in Eukaryota, Fungi, Basidiomycota, Tremellomycetes, Tremellales, Cryptococcaceae. Gene Ontology annotation, molecular function: 3,4-dihydroxy-2-butanone-4-phosphate synthase activity. The transcript has 3 exons. The record is from RefSeq and is a predicted model, not a curated record.